AUGUCGACAACAGAAAAUUCCGGUGCAGAGCGUCUAACUUCAUCAACACCGUCGAGCCAAGAAGUCUCCGGUAUUUCACUGUCGCUCCGCGUGCCACCAUUCUGGCGUGACCAGCCGCUCCUCUGGUUCUGCAGUUUCGAAGCAGCAACCGCCGAUUUAAAACGAAGCCAGGCCCAGCUCGCCCAGAUGGUCAUCGCACAGCUUGAAAAGCAAGACAUACAAAACAUCGCCGAUCUCAUUUGCUCGCCGCCGGAAGCUGAUUACUACAACGCAAUUAAAGACCGUUUAAUAUCGCUAUACGAAGAGUCUAACAGCGCACAAACGAAGAAACUACUGUCGCAAGUCGAGCUCGGAGACCAGAAACCCAGCCAGCUGAUGAGGCAAAUGAAGCAGCUUAACAAGGAUAAAUUCCCCGAAAGCACCAUCAAAAUGAUGUGGCUCGAGCAUCUGCCGCCACACAUUCGUUCCGUGCUAGCUGUCAGCGAAGCUUUUAAAAUCAAAACGACGCUCGACGACCUUACCUUGCUCGCGGACAAAAUGAUGGAAGUCCACACGCCGUCGCAACACAUCGCCGCCGUCGCAACGCCUUUCACAUCUGUACCAUCGCCACCACCACCUAAUCCGCAACAGCCAACCAUCGACACCCUCAUCGGUGAAAUAAGAAGAUUGUCUUUGGAAGUGGCUGAGCUACGAGCACAACCUCGCGACAAUUACCGCAACAGUCGCUCUCGCCACCGUUACCUAUCACGCUCGCGGAACGCAUCUCCACAUCAUAACGAAAACCGACGAGAGUCGCAAAUGGAAGACCGAAGCCGAAAAAAAUCUCCAAUGCCGUACUGCUACUACCAUCAUCGCUACGGUAUGGACGCGAAGAAAUGCGCACCACCGUGCAGUUUCAAGCCCAUUAACCAGUCGGAAAACUAA
This is a messenger RNA of Pieris napi, 924 nucleotides long. RefSeq lists its product as uncharacterized. The transcript has a single exon. Bases 1 to 924 code for a protein of 307 amino acids. Lineage: Eukaryota; Metazoa; Arthropoda; Insecta; Lepidoptera; Pieridae. The record is from RefSeq and is a predicted model, not a curated record.